UUGCGUGUAGACUUCUUCAGGAGCAACAUAACCAUGAAGUACUUCAUCGUCUUCGCUCUCUUUGCUGCAGCAUAUGCUGCUCCCAUUGAGGACGACAAAAUUGUCGGAGGUUAUGAGUGCAGAAAGAACUCUGUGGCCUACCAGGUGUCUCUGAACGCUGGCUACCACUUCUGUGGAGGCUCCCUGAUCUCCAGCACCUGGGUGGUCUCUGCUGCUCACUGCUACAAAUCUCGUAUUCAGGUGCGUCUCGGUGAGCACAACAUUGCCACCAAUGAGGGCACUGAGCAGUUCAUCAACUCUGCUAAGAUCAUCCGUCACCCCAGCUACAACAGCUACAACCUGGACAAUGACAUCAUGCUGAUCAAGCUGAGCUCCCCUGCUUCCCUGAACAGCUACGUCCGCACCGUGUCUCUGCCCUCCAGCUGUGCUGGGUCUGGCAGCAAGUGUCUGAUCUCCGGAUGGGGAAACACCAGCAGCUCUGGAAGCUACUACCCUGACCGCCUGAGGUGCCUGGAUGCCCCCAUCCUGAGCGACAGCAGCUGCAGAAACUCCUACCCCGGACAGAUCACCUCCAACAUGUUCUGCGCUGGAUUCCUCGAGGGAGGCAAGGACUCCUGCCAGGGUGACUCCGGUGGUCCCGUGGUCUGCAACGGUCAGCUGCAGGGUGUUGUGUCCUGGGGUUACGGCUGCGCCCAGAGGAACAAGCCUGGAGUUUACACCAAAGUCUGCAACUACAACGCCUGGAUUCGUAAUGUCAUGUCCUCUUACUAA
Molecule: messenger RNA, 771 nt
Organism: Menidia menidia (Atlantic silverside)
Lineage: Eukaryota; Metazoa; Chordata; Actinopteri; Atheriniformes; Atherinopsidae
Source: the annotation of a GenBank genome assembly